AUGGAAAAGAACUUGACAGUCAAAGAAAAAAGUGGAGGGACUGCCAAGAAGGCAACGUAUUCUCGAGAACAAAAGGGAAAUAAGGGGCAAGAACAGAAUCAUGCUAAAGCGGCUGCAAACAUAAGAAAGACCAAGUCUAUGGAGGUUCUAUCCAGGCGAGUGGAUCAUGCUGGUUCUGGAUACUUGGAUGAGAAAGAGCUGGAGAAAAGGAAACAAGAGGCCCAUAAGGUCUUUGUGAAGGAGAAGAUAAAGUUUUCUGCCUUUUUGAACGAAAUCACAAGGCAGGUGCUUAGCCCAUCAAGACUUACUUCCCUUGGGGUAACACAUGUUCAUAGACCCUCGAGCCCUGGGCAGACUUCAACGUCUCCAAAGGCAUUGUCCCCAAAGCCUGAACAUAAAACAAACGCUCGCACUCCAGUAAGCACUCCCAUUCCAAACGUCACUCACAUUCAACCAAGACCUCCCGCUCCAACAAGCAUCCUUAUUCUGAAAGGGACCUCAUCAAUCAACAACAGCGUCAGGCUGUUCCCAGGCGUCGUCAUGGCAGUGCAAGAAGUGAUACAAGCAAUACUAGCUCUUCCUCAAAAUGUCUUUCAUCUGGGACUGAACGUGGUCACAAAGUUCAGAAGCAGCACCAAAUUGCCCCCAAAGAGAAACAUUUCAAUUCAUCGAAUCAUCGAAAUUCACACCACAAAUCAUCUCCAACACACCACCAUCACAAUGAAGAUUAUCAUAGCCCACCUUCACGUCCUUGUUCUCCAGAAUCAGAAAACCGCCAUCGUCAUUCCCAUCAAGAAUCGCAUCACCAUCAUUCCCAUCAAGAACCUCAUCACCAUCAUUCACCAUCGCCAUCUCAUCAGCACCAUGGAACUCAUCAUAGCCCAUCAUCACACCAUCAUUCUCCUUCAGAUUCUCAUCAGCACCAUGGAACUCAUCACAGCCCAUCAUCACACCAUCAUUCUCCUUCAGAUUCCCAUCAUCCUCCUCCAGAUUCCCAUCAUCAUUCACCCUCUCCAUCACAAUACCAUCAUGGAGCUCACCGCAGCUCAACAAAGUCUUCUAAGUCAGGCACUCACCAUCAUCUUUCCCAUCCAGAAGCUCAUCCUUCUCACAAAGAAUCACACCACCACAGCCACCAUCAACAUUCACCUUCACCGCCACAUCACAACCAUGGACGUCACAGCACCUCAGUUUCAGAACCUUCCCACCAUCAUUCCCGUUCAAAAUCUCACCACUAUUAUUCGCCUCCUCCUCUCCACCACCAUGGAGAGCAUGAAAUUGCAACACCAUCAUUCUGACCAUGAGUCCUCUCAUCCCAAAUCUCACCAUCACCAUCAUCAUUCCCAUCCUAAUCACUCAUCCAACACCAUCCAACACCAUCACACUUCUGAUUCUCACACUGAAACUCGCCAACACUCUCAUUCUCGUAAUGCAUCCCCUACACCGGAACACCAUUAUCAUUCUUCUCAUACUGACUCUCACCAUAGUCCUCAUCAACAUCACCAUCACGUGUCGGACAGUUAUCCAAAAGGCCCUGCUCACUCUAAUUCAGCCCAUCAUUAUGAAAAUCAUCCUAACACACAUUCAGAAUCCCAAGAUCACAGCGCAUCACAUCCUAAAGGACACCUUUCCCGUUUAGAACUCCACCUCCACAGUGAUCAUGAUCCUCCAGAAUCUCACCCAAAACAUUUCCCCUCAGGAAGUCAUGAACCCACCCCUGUUGAACCUGAUCAUUACCAUCACCACAAAUCUCAAGAAUCCCACCAUUAUUCCCAUUCAAAUUCCCAUCACCAUUCCAAUCCAGAGUCUAACCAUCCUCAACAUCAUGAGCAUUCAGAAUCUCAUCAUCGUUCCCAACCAGAAUCCCACCAUCAUCAUUCUCAAGAUCACCAUCAUUACCAUGACAACCCAGAAUCGCAGAAUCAGCAUUCCAAUACAGAACAUCACCACUUUCAUUCCGAAUCGAACCACUAUCAUUCCCACUUCAAAGAGGAUCAUCACAAUGAUGAUCACACGAGUCAUCUUCGCCACUCUCCAGUUGGCCAGCGGUCCACUUCUCCUCAUUCUAACAAGUCAAAUUCAUCCGCUAGCUCCACUAUCCAGGACGACCAAUCCACAGUGAGCUACCAAGAGUCGUCCUCAUACCUAAAAGAAAAGGACUCAGAAUUGGAGAGAUUAACGAUGUUACAGGAGCAGAAUGAGGUUCUCCACCACAGCUUGCUGCAGACCACUGUGCGAAUGGAGUGUAUGGGAUCUGAAUUCAAAACUGGCCACCAGCUCAUUGAAUCUGAGUUACAAAGAACUCGCAUAGAGCUAAACAGCUUAUUGGAGCGAUUCACAAGACUUCAGGACAACUACUCUUCCACACAACAAACCAACCACCUUCUGGAGAAAAAACUGCAUUGUGUGGCACAGAAUAUGGAUGGAGAGCGUGAGCGACUGAACCAGCGAAUCUCUGAGCUCUCAGAUCAACUGUCUACGGCAAAAACAACCAUCCAAAGUCUAGAGACCAUUAAUGUGACAUCAAUGCUACAGGAUGCCCUGGUGAAACAUUUGAAGUCUGACGAUCCCAUGACUCCACUUCCAGUCGCACCACCUCCAGCUCAGUUCAUGGAUAGUGACCGUUACGACAAAGUCUCAAUGCAUGGCGACGACCAGUCGCUGGGAACACUCCCAGAGGAGGAGGAAUCUGACUGGUCAGAAAUGGGAGAGGAGGCACAGAUCUGCGUCUUGAGGGGUUCGCAGGGAAAUCAUGGAAACGCAUCGUAUUACCAAUGGCAGCAGAGGCAAGGCUGUUGGGGGGGGUUGAACCAAUAUUCAAAGGGAAAUGUGGAUACGGAGAGCGAAUCUGGGGGUGAGGAGAGCAAAUGUCAUCAACCUCCUCACGGCCUACAGAUACCACAUCUCAAGUUCACCGUUCACCCCGAAACCUUACCGAUUCCUAUGGCUGAUGUAAGCCUGGCCUGCUUCAAUCAGGGUCCUGAUGAUCCAGAUUGCGAUGGCUACCACAUCACAGAUGUACGUAAUCUGGGCUCUCCCAUUCGUGUACUCUCUGCUAGUCUGGAAGAGAUCCACUCCAUAGGGAUUCUGAAGCAGCAAGAGCAGCAGCAGGAUCAUCAUAAAUCCAUGAUGGACCUCCACCAAUCACAAGUUUGCACCAGGCAAGUGUUGUACGAGGAUGAGAUUGAAUGUGAUUGGAGAGAAGCGAACAGCCAUGGUGCUGGAGAGCAUUUAAAUGGGAUGGUUGGUCUGGAGUCUGCUCAAAAAAUGCUCAACCACUAUAUUCAUGAUGGAGAGAGUACACACUUGUGAUUAAAGGGACAUUUUAAAAUGGCGAAUAUU
Messenger RNA from Rhinichthys klamathensis goyatoka, 3342 nucleotides. RefSeq lists its product as uncharacterized. NCBI's taxonomy places the organism in Eukaryota, Metazoa, Chordata, Actinopteri, Cypriniformes, Leuciscidae. Bases 1 to 3312 code for a protein of 1103 amino acids. The record is from RefSeq and is a predicted model, not a curated record. The transcript is spliced from 8 exons.